Eptesicus fuscus (big brown bat) is the source of this 1917-nucleotide messenger RNA. RefSeq names its product solute carrier family 30 member 3 (gene SLC30A3). The transcript has 8 exons. Gene Ontology annotation, molecular function: zinc ion transmembrane transporter activity. Gene Ontology annotation, biological process: response to zinc ion; zinc ion transmembrane transport. NCBI's taxonomy places the organism in Eukaryota, Metazoa, Chordata, Mammalia, Chiroptera, Vespertilionidae. Gene Ontology annotation, cellular component: plasma membrane. The coding region runs from base 141 to 1289 and encodes 382 amino acids. The record is from RefSeq and is a predicted model, not a curated record.
GUCGCCGCAGAGACCUCCACUCUGGUGGCCCCGCUGCCCCGCGGAGAGCCCGGGGGUCGGCGGGCCGCUGGGACUAGGCGCGGGGCCGGCUGCGCCUCCCCCUCCCUCGGCGGGGCCUGGACGGUCGGGGCGGCGGGGACAUGGAGCCCGCUCCCGCCGCGGGGGGCUCGGAGACGACUCGCCUGGUGAGCCCGCGGGACCGCGACGCCGCCGGGGGCGGCCUGCGCCUGAAGAGUCUCUUCACAGAGCCCAUGGAGUCCACAUCGGAGGAGACGACUUUCCACUGCCACAGGGACCCCCUGCCACAGCCCGGCCUCACGCCUGAGCGGCUGCGGGCGCAGAGGCAGCUCUGUGUUGCCUGCGCCGUGUGCUGCGUCUUCAUGGCCGGGGAGGUGGUUGGUGGGUAUUUAGCACACAGCCUGGCCAUUAUGACCGACGCAGCCCACCUGCUGGCAGAUGUGGGCAGCAUGAUAGGCAGCCUCUUCUCUCUCUGGCUCUCUACCCGUCCAGCCACCCGCACCAUGACCUUUGGCUGGCAUCGCUCAGAGACGCUGGGGGCGUUGGCCUCUGUGAUCUCCCUCUGGAUGGUCACGGGCAUCCUCCUGUACCUGGCCUUCAUCCGCCUGCUGCACAGUGACUACCACAUCGAGGGGGGCGCCAUGCUGGUGACCGCGGGCAUCGCAGUCUGUGCCAAUCUGCUAAUGGCCGUUGUGCUGCACCAGGCUGGGCCCCAGCACAGCCAUGGGUCCAGGGGGGCUGAGUAUGCACCGCUGGAGGAGGGGUCCGGGGAGCACCUGCCCCUGGUGAACACCAGUGUCCGGGCGGCCUUUGUGCAUGUACUGGGGGACCUCCUGCAGAGCCUUGGGGUGCUGGCUGCCUCCAUCCUCAUCUACUUCAAGCCUCAGUGCAAGGCAGCUGAUCCCAUCAGCACCUUCCUCUUCUCUAUCUGCGCCCUUGGGUCCACGGCUCCCACCCUCCGAGAUGUUCUCCGUGUCCUCAUGGAAGGUGCCCCCCGAAAUGUGGGCUUUGAGCCGGUGAGGGAUACACUGCUGUCAGUGCCAGGAGUCCAGGCAACUCACGAACUGCACAUGUGGUCCUUGACGCUCACUUACCAUAUUGCCUCUGCACAUCUGGCCAUCGACUCCACUGCGGACCCGGAUGCUGUCCUGGCCGAAGCCACCUCCCGGCUCUGCUCCCGAUUUGGAUUCUCCAGCUGCACCCUGCAGCUUGAGCAGUACCAGUCCGGGAUGGACCAGUGCCUGCGCUGCCAGGAGCCUCCCCAAGCCUGAGCUGGCCCUGCCCUCUCCCCACUGCCAGGCCCGGCUCCGCCCUAGGCUCUCAGCAAAGAGACUGAGCUGGGCCCUUACCCCUUCCUCUCCCUCCUGCCACCUGCCAGCUCCCCAGCCCCAAGCCCCAGUGGGCAAGACCAAAGCAAAGGGGGAGUGGGGUGGGAGUUGGGCUGAGCAGGGAAUCAGUGCAGUGGGGGUUGGGGGUCCCAGCUCCCCACGGUCUGGGGCGCCACGAGCAUCCUUCCCGUGCCGUUCGUUUGUCUGUGUGGCAGGCUGGCCGGCUGGCUGGGGCAUCUGCCUGUCUGUGUGCUGUUGGGUGUGCCUAGGCCUGGGGGAGGUCAGCAGGGGCCCCUCCCCACGUGGCCCUCGCUCUGUCUAUGCAGGAGCCCCAAAACUUGCACUUUGUCCGUGUGUGCUGGCCCUGUGGUGUUGUCUGUGUGUGUCUGUGUGUGUGUUUCUCGGUGCUGUGGCCUGUGUCUCUCUGUGCCUGUGUGGCUGCGCUAUGGUCUCUAUGAGUCUGCACCGUCCAUGUGUCCCUCUGGGGGUCUGUCCAUCCCUCUGUUGGUGCUGUGCCCUGGGCUUUCCCAGAGAGAGGGAGGACCCCGCUGCAGCUCCACAAUAAAGUGUG